This is a messenger RNA of Closterium sp. Naga37s-1, 5774 nucleotides long. The record is from the annotation of a GenBank genome assembly. NCBI's taxonomy places the organism in Eukaryota, Viridiplantae, Streptophyta, Zygnematophyceae, Desmidiales, Closteriaceae.
AUGAUCGACGGCGGAAAUGUGUACCGCGUGUUCUGCGCCAUCGUGCCGCUGUACGUGGGCAUCGGAUCGGGCUUCCUGUCAGUGCGCGUCUUCAAGAUCCUCUCGCCCGACCAGUGCGCCGGAAUCAACCGUUACAUCGCCUUCAUCGCGCUCCCCUCGCUCGUCUUCCAGGUGCGCACUCCUCAUCGAGUUCCCUGUGUCUGCGCGUGCUCCCGUCGUUCAUCCAUACUCUCCUCUCGAGAGAUGGGACGACUUUGUGGCACCUGGAAGGCUCUCAUAGGACCCGUGGUGGCCUCUGCUCUGCUCCCUCGCCGAAGCCAAUCUCUUCCUUCUCCUGCAGCUCCAUGUGAUGUGCUUCCUGCUGUCAUCCGACUUCCCUCCCGCAUGCACCUUUCUCUGAUCUCAAAACCCCAUCCUGGCCCCACCCCUCAGACCAUAGCCAAGACGGACAUGUUCUUGAUGAACUUCCAGUUUCUAGGAGCCGACUCCACAGCGAAGCUCUUCGUGCUGGUGAUGGUGACCAUAGCCAAGACGGACAUGUUCUUGAUGAACUUCCAAAUCCUGGGCGCCAACUCCACAGCUAAGCUCUUCGUGCUGGUAGUGGUGGUGCUGCUCUUCCUGACGCUGAUAUUCCACCCCUGGCAUCGUUCUCAACCCCCCACCACCCCUUGGCCCCCCCACCAGACCAUAGCCAAGACGGACAUGUUCAAGAUGAAUUUCCAGUUCCUGGGCGCCGACUCCACAGCCAAGCUUUACCCUUGCUCGCCUGCUCCUGCGCCUGUUCCCGCGCCUGCUCCCACGCCUGUUCCCGCGCCUGCUCCCACGCCUGCUCCCACGCCUGUUCCCAUGCCUGUUCCCACGCCUGCUCCCACGCCUGCUCCCACGCCUGCUCCCACGCCUGCUCCCACGCCUGCUCCUGCGCCUGUUCCCGCGCCUGCUCCCGCGCCUGUUCCCGCGCCUGCUCCCACGCCUGUUCCCACGCCUGUUCCCAUGCCUGUUCCCACGCCUGCUCCCACGCCUGCUCCCACGCCUGCUCCCACGCCUGCUCCCACGCCUGCUCCCACGCCUGCUCCCACGCCUGCUCCCACGCCUGCUCCUGCGCCUGUUCCCGUGCCUGCUCCCGCGCCUGUUCCCGCGCCUGCUCCCACGCCUGUUCCCACGCCUGUUCCCAUGCCUGUUCCCACGCCUGCUCCCACGCCUGCUCCCACGCCUGCUCCCACGCCUGCUCCCCGCCUGCUCCCUACUCCUCCCCUCCAUCCAUCUGUGCAGCAGUGCAGAGUGCCGCUGCUCUCACACAUGUAUGGGGACGAGGCGGGGUACCUCAUGGCACAGAUCGUGGUGCUGCAGUGCUCAUGCUGGGAAGAAGACGCCUCGCCCUCAUCCCCCACACAUGCCCCAUGCCCCUCACAUGCCCCUCACAUGUCCCACAUCGUACCGCCUCCCCCCCUCACAGGAGUACCACUGCUGUCAGCCAUGUACGGGGAGGAGGCUGGGGACCUCAUGGCGCAGCGGGGAGUACCACUGCUGUCAGUCAUGUAUGGGGAGGAGGCUGGGGACCUCAUGGCGCAGAUAGUGGUGCUGCAGUCCGCCAUUUGGAUGCCGCUCACCAUCUUCCUCCUGUCCUGCCAGCAAGCCACCUCCCUGAGCACUCGUCGCGUUCACGACGCCGCCGCCCCCAACCACGCUCAUUAUACCAACAACCCUGGUGCUGGCACUGGCAGCACUGAUAACCAGGGCAGUAGCACUGCGAGCCGCGCAGCAAGCACUGUUGCGGGAGCAGACGUUGUGGGUGCCGUUGCCACUGUUGCUGAUGUCUCCCACGGCCAGGGACAGCAGCAGCAGCAGCAGCAGCAGCAGCAGCAGCAGCGGCGCAUGACUCGCCUGGAGAGCAUGCUUGUGCGCAGCUCCUCGUUCAAUGGCAGCUGGUUCAACAGCCGCGGCUUUAAUACAGUCACCCACGCAAGCUCCGUUAGUGACAGAUCCGUUAGUGACAGAUCCGUUAGUGAGAGUUCCGUUAGUGGUAGAAGCACGGUUGUGAGUUUCAGUGAGACGAGGUACAUACAUGAUGUGGAUGCUACCAGAUCAGAGAAGUCAGUUGGAACGCCGACAGAGUCAAGAGCAACUAGUGAUGAGCUGGCAGUUAGUGAGAGCAAGGAUGGGGAGGAGCAGCAGAGGCAGCACGGGAGUGAGGUUGCUGGGGAGGGCCGGGAGAGUGAGGGGAGUGAGGAAGGGCCGUGCGUGUGCAUUGAGGUAGUGAAUUAUCAGACAACUGGUGGUGCCCAGGUGAGUGCAGCUGAUGCUGCAGGAGCUAUAGCUGCAGGGCCGCCGGCUUUUGAGACGUCUCAGAAGUCUGCUGCAGGAGCUAUAGCUGCAGGAGCUAUAGCUGCAGGAGCUAUAGAUGCAGGGCUGCCAGCUACGGGAGCUGUACCUGUAGCUACAGGGCCACCAGCUGGUGGCGAUACAGUGGGAGGAGUGGGAAGGGCGAGCAGCUUCGGCCGGGCCAGCAGCUUCGGCCGGACCAGCAGCCUCGAUCAGUGUCCGUCUAUACCUGAAAGCACCCCGUUUGAGGAGCCCUGGGAUAGAGGGGUCGAUGCAGAAGGUAGCUCCAGCCUCAGGAAUGGAGGUGCCAGUUACACGGUUACAAGUUCAGCAGCGAAGGAGGAGCAGCAGCAGCAGAAGAAGAAGGAGGAGGAGGAAGAGAUGCAAGGGCAAGUACCAGAGAUGUCAUCGGUAGGGGCAGACGCCCCACUGGCUUGCUGUAAAGAGGUGGGGCCUGAGAAGCAGGGUGAAGGAGGGAGCGGGAUUGCUUGGUGGAGGAAGGGGAGGAGGAAAGGGAAGGGGAAGGGGAGGAGGAGCAGGGUGGUGGCGGUGCUGUGGGUGGUGUGGACGAAGCUGGUGCGGAACCCCAACAACUACGCGGCCCUCAUAGGGGUUAUCUACUCGCUUGUGUCCAACGCCUGUGGCUUUGGCUACCCGGAGAUGCUACGCACGUCAGUCAAGAUCAUUGCAGACACGGGCCUUGGCAUGUCCAUGUUCAGCCUGGGUCUCUUCAUGGCGAGCCAAAAGACCCUGCUCUCCUGCGGAGUGUGGCACACCGUGUGGUCGCUCGCGCUGCGCUUCACCCUCACACCGCUCACCACCGCACUCUUCGCCUUCCUCUUUGGCAUCCGUGGAAAGCUCUUCCGAAUCAUUGCCAUGCAGUCUGCAUUGCCCCCAGGGGUGGUGACCUUUGUUCUGGCCAACGAGUACAAAUCCCACACCGCCAUUCAUAGCACCGGCCAUCUUCUAGACGCUUUUCACUGGCACGGUUCUUUCUCGUCCGUCCCAUCACUUCGUUCCGCCAAGCAUUCUUGCAUAUGCAACCUCGAAUCCGCCAUGACCAUCUCACCAGCUGACGCGGAAGCGCCGCCGCGACCCGCGGCGGGCUGCUCCUUCAUGUGCUGCCAGCGCCACGCCUUCGUUUUCUCGACCUCCAUCGGCAGCACCAACUUCAGCGUUUGCGUCGCUUGCGCCGCCUCGCGAUGGCUCAGACACACCGUUUUCGCGCUCCCAUCCUUCCUCCUCGUGCUGACCGCUUUCUGGGCGAUUAACGAGCUCCUGCUCCCCGUGCAAUGGCGCUUCGACCUUACCGCGCCUCGCGCGAUGGCGCUAUUCUUCUCCGCCGCGGGAUGGUUCCGUCAACGGCUCGUAGGCCCGCGCACGGCGGAAGCUGGUGUGCGCGGAGGUUCCGUCUCCGCAAGCGCUGAAGCGUGCGCGGACAGGGCAGCGCGGGCUCGGCGCAAGAUGAUGGGGAUGCGGAAGCUUACGCGGGCGGAGCGGGAAGCGACGGAGGCGGAGGAGCGGAAACAGCGCGAGGAGAUCGCGCAAAUGGUGGAAGCGCAGCGGAAGGCGCGGGAGCAGGCGGAAGGGGCGAGUAAUACGAAUAACUGGGAGGUUAUCGGGAAAAAGCCCGCGAAUGUUGGAAAAGCGGUCGAGGUACCAACAAUAACGAGACGGGCUGUAACGAAUAGAGAUAACUGCCCGUACAAAGGAAGCCGGUCCCACAGCGUAGUGAGCGCAAAAUCGCUUACCGGGCAGACGAAAAGUUUAGGGCAGCCCAUUAGCAGCGCGCGCAAAACGGAUUCGAGCAGCGCGCGCACGGCGGAUUCGAACAGCGCGCGCAUGACGGAAAGAGCGCCCGUGGGAUCUGCGCAAGCGGGCGUGUUGGGGAAGGGGCAGGUGCGGAGUGGGUUGCCCGCGAGUUUUAAUAAUAAGGGUUUUGAGGCGCCUGAAAAGUCGGCCGCGGCUUUAGAGAAUAAAGGCGGCAGCAGCGUGUGGAAUAAGGGGAGCACUAGCGGAUCCACUACCGGCGGCGACAGCAGCAGCAGCGUCGGCGGCGGCGGCGGUGGCGGCGCGCGGAAUAAGGGAACCAUUUUGUGCCCAGCGCCCCCGCCGCGCUCUUCUAACGAGUACACUACUUCCCCGAUACAAGCCUCUCCGCCCACUCGAGAUAAUCGCACGUUCUCCCAGGUGGCAAAGAGCAGCAGCAGGAGAAGCAGCGGGGAGCAAGACAAGCAGGGUAGUGUGAAGACGGGAGGGAAAGAAGUUGGACCUUCCAUUGUCAGGUUAGCCGUCUGUGCUACAGCCGUCUGUGCUACAGCCGUCUCUGAACCCUCCACAGGGGCGGGUGAGUCUGAGGUGACAGGGACGGCAUGCCUGUGGUCGUACCCUGCCAUUGCUCCCUUGCUUCAUCCCGCUCCUGCUGCUGCUGCUGUCGCUGCAACGGCAGUGUCGCCAGCACCAUCAGCCUGCGACUCCUUGCCGUUCGUCUCCUCCUCUUCCUUCCCAUCCUCCUCCUUCACCACUCCUAUCAAGCAGCAACCGCAGCAGCAGCAGCAGCAGCAGCAGCAGGGGAGGAACGAGGGAGUAGCGUGUGGGAGGGAGUGGGAGAUGUGGGGUUCCACACAGCGGCUCACAGACGCUUUCGGCUUCACACCUCCUACCUUCUCUGCAUCCUCUUCCGCUGCUCUUCCCUCCUCCCCCCCUCUUCCUGCCUCCGCUCUUUCCUCAACCCCUGUUCCCGCCUCCACCAUUGCUUCUCUCACCACCACCACAACCACCCCCAACUCCUACCUCACCAAUCCCUUCGCCCUCCCCUUCUCCUCGCCCUUCUCACUGGGGUUUUCACCCACUCUCGUGCCCGCCACACCCGUCGACCCAGCACCACUGACAAAUAGCCCACUCAGUCUUAGCACCCCUGCUGCUGCUCUGCCCGGUACUGCUGUCGGCUCGGUAGAGAGGAGCAGCUUCACCGGAUCAAAGAACACUUUUCAUGCAGACAGGCAUGCUUUCCCUGGGUCCUGGAGUGCAGGGGGGGUGGCUUCUGAGUCGAGUCAGCAGUCACCUCGUUUUCCUGGGUCGUGGAGUGCUGGGGGGCAAGAUUUGACUGGGUUCGGCGAUGCGCUAAAGAGUAACGCGUUUAGAGCAGCGAUUCGCGGCGGUGGCAGUGGAGUGGGCGGCGGGGCGGGCGGCGGAGGGAUGCGGGCGGCGUGGAUGACGGAGAUGUGGGACGAGGACGUGCCGCCCGCUUUUGUGGAUUGCAUCACGCAGGAGAUCAUGCGCGACCCGGUGAUCACAGCCGACGGGCACUCUUACGAACGUGCUGCGAUUGAAAAGUGGCUCAUGGAGGAGGGAGGGAGGGGGGGGCAGCACGCACAGCAGGAGAUCAUGCGCGAUCCAGUGAUCACAGCCGACGGGCACUCUUACGAACGUGCUGCCAUCGAGAAAUGGCUCAU